GUCGCCGGGGACUCGUGAGGGAUAUCACGAACCAUGUUCAAGGUUUCGCUUUAUCGCCUGAUACAACCCUGCACCCGAGCCUCAGUGCGUGCUUACCACAUGCUACGUCGUCCACCAACCAACAUUAACAGUCAUCAGUUUGCCACCCGCACUUUUCCCUCCCGCAGCGGUCAUGGGCGGAGGAUGAGGACAAGUUGACAUUCAUCGUGCUUGACCGUAGCUUGGACGACACACCGGGAACUGGGUCACAUGGUGGGGCGAUGGCGGGCGACGUGAACCUUUUCUUCACCCUCGACGAGGAGGAGGGCGGACGGGAUGCGGCGGAGGUCGAGGUGAUGAUUGCGGAGAAGGCCAGUCGGGGCAAGGGCCUGGCGAAGGAGGCGCUGCGGUUGCUAAUGGCGUAUGCCAGCAGGUAUGGCUGCUAUGGUAGCGUCAGCGCGACGCUACCCCCAUUAACGGCGGUGGAAUAUGUGCGCGAAUGCACGCAUCCUAUGCUGUACAGAGAGCUCGGCGUCAAGCGGUACGUUGCCAAGAUUCACGAGGUCAACACCGCUUCACGGCAGCUUUUCGAGGGGCUAGGCUUCGUGGAGUUCAAGAGGGUCCCCGUGUUUGGCGAAAUCCAUUACGAGUUAGUCGUCGAGUCGUCAACCUGGCUGUCUACUACAAGUCUCCAGUACGGGCGCUAUGAUUUGGAGUAAACGCUAGGCAACAUUAUCCGAAAGGGCGGUCGGCGUACAUGCUGUGAUGGUGCUGACAUGAUCGCAGCUGCCGGACAUAUUCCUUUCAAAGUUGGCGAACCCCAAGCCCGAGCUGACUGUAGAUAUGUAAUACUCUCGUUUUGAUUGGAAAAGAUAUAUAUUGUAACGCACAUAAUUCCUGCCAACCAGUAGGCUUCCGCGUUCGCGCGUGCACAAGCAUGCGACCACCACCCGAAAGAGGACAAUUGUAGGAGUAUUUAAGAGAUGGAUAAGCUGACGUCUCGGCCUUCGGGCGGGGGCGGCAAGCUCUGCACCCUGGAUAUGCAGUCAUAUCUUGAGGUUAUGGGGCGUCAGCUUGCUGAGAUCCAGGCGCAGCAUCAGCAGUUUUACGCCUCUCGCCCCGAACGUCACCAUCGGGCUACAGCCUUGCGUAACCAAGAGCAUGGACAAGGCAUGCAGCUUGCGACCUCCGCUUUGUCUGAGUCAAGUGUUUCCAAGCAUUUGGAUGGACAAACACCCGGUGUGUCUGAGGGCCCGGGGCAUAACGUGCAGGGGCACUCCCAGCUACGCACGCCCGCAGGCUGCGACAGCAGUGGGGCGUCUGGCGCAGAUGGUGGUCCUAUCCGCAGCAGCCAGGGUGGGGCACGAAGGCUUCUCAGCUUCCCAGACGACCCAGUUGACCAACCGAACGUUAGCGAUCUAACCCAGUCCGCAGGACGCCGCCUCGCGAACCAAAGCCCCACCUACACGUCCGACUCCUCACCCGUCGGCCCGUACACGGUGUACGAAGUAAGUGGUGGCGGCAGUGCAUCUUGCCUUGCUGGGGGCGCAAUGGGCGUUGAUCAUCCCAUCCACGCGUCUAUCAGCAGCAGCUCUCAGGGCACAUGGCGCAGUUCUGGGCCAGACAACGGCGAUACCAGCACAGCGUCCAAACCAGCUGGGACGCAAGGCACCGCGGACGCCGUUACGCCCUCUACGGCCAGUGGUGCUUCGCCUGCUGUCGCGGCCUAUAGUGCCGCAAGUACUGUUGGCGAGGAGAGUGUUUCCGGCAGUCCAUGCCCCCUUGCUAUCGCCGGUCGAGCGUAUGACGGAAUCGACAGCGAGGAGGAUGAAGAGCUGCUCCUUUCCAGCAUUGACAAUUGCAGCACGGCUGCAGCCAGUGGAACAGCCGCGAUCAGCGCGGCGAAGCAUGGAGGGGGCAGACCCCAGCGUGCAGCUUCUCAGGCAACGCCAGGCGGCAUGAUGGGAGCAUCACGUCCGGCGCUGACUCCAGGCGGGCGCGCGCCGCUGGUGGCCGCAAGCUUGGAAACUGAGGAAGCGCUGCGACUGCUGCUAGGCACCCCACGGUGUGUCGCCGGCGCUUUCAGGGGCAGUGUGGAUGCCGAGGGGCUGGACGUUCCUGACGAUGUUCUGGCGGCCCUUGCCCGCACUGACGGGCACGGACUGGACGCAGUCCUUGGAGCAGCAAAGACUCCCAACUCCCGACCGCCUGGGGCGUCUACACCGGAGGUCCCGUCCUCAUCAGGCCGUUCUAGGGCGCCAGGACAAGGAAACGAUGGCCAGGCGUUGCCGUCAGCGCAUGGUCGGCAUCCAAAGCUGGGGCCCGGCGCCCUCACAGCGGACCCUGUAGCACCACCUGCCGGGCUAGCAGCGCGGGGCUACGAGGCAGGCCUGCGUGGUGGAGGCCACGGGACGAGCCGUGGCUCAGGCGCCACGGGGCUGCCUCCACGGGGCAGUCCUCUCCAGCGCCAGGGUGGGGUACAGCAGGAGGUUUCCGUGAACGCUAGCAUUGAUGUUGGGCAAGUGGACUUGCUUUCCCAGACCAUUGUGGUUGAGGCUGGUGGCUUGUCGGAUGCAGCGCUGCGUGGUUCCGUGGCUUUGGCAGCAGCGGCUAUUGCAGCUCAGCGGGCAGCGGCUCAGCAGCCGGGACCCGUGCUGUACAGCCGCUCUCCGCUUUCUGCACCAGCCGGCACAUGCAGCCACGCCGAUGCCACGGAGGAAGCCAGCGGGGAGGUAGACGGCGGGCAGGCGGUUCGGGCUCUGGCAUCGCCCGGCGGUCUCACCAACGUGAGCCUGGGGCCCUCCACUGCAGGGUACGAUGCGGACAGCAGCCCGGGAUCUGCUCUGCCUGGGCGUGGGCCAGGUCAGGCUGUUGCUAACGCACAGCCCGGACCAGUUGGUCGCGGCGCAGCCGCAUCGCCGUCCGUGGCGUCAGCUGUGCGGCAGGCCGGAGAUGGCGACAUGGUGCUUUACGGCAGUCCCAGUCGCAAGGACAUGAACGCGGAGGCUGUGUCGCCAAUUAGCGUGGCUGCGAGCCCGUACGUGCCUCCCAGUCCCCCACCUGGUGCAGACCCCGCCCCGUACAUGGCCUCGCCAAUUGCGUCGCACCCGGUAAGCCGCCUGCAGCGUAGCAGUCGCGGUCUGGAUGGGAAAGGUGACGCAACGGGUGCUCAUGGUGGUGACGAACCUGAUACCACUGAGUCUCGGUACGGCCUCGGAACUUCCGCCGCCGGCUGCACCAGCAGCUCUAGCAGGCGCCAGUUUACCGGCUCGGCUGGGAACAGCGCUAGCUUCGACUUGUCGUUGACGCAGGCUGCAGCAGUGGGAGUCAGCACCAGCAGCAAGCUGCUGGCUGGUCACGCGUCUCCAGCGCUGGGCGCACCAGCGUCCUUAUCAAGACAGCUGCCCUCUCAUUCUGUAGCUCAGCAGCAAUCCCCUGGAACGGAGCAACAGCAUGGCUUGGAGCAACCUAUGCACAGUUCCUUUUCAGUGGCUGCGCUGUCACCGGCUGGGGUUUCACGCGAGACGUCGCACGCUUGGCGUGUAGACGAGAGGGGACAAUCCGGGCCGCCACAGCCGUUGGAAUUGGGAGCGACGUCUCAGGCUGCGCCGAUUGCGCAGGUUGGUGCUGUGGCACCUAAAGAUGUACCCGACCGGCCCGUCGGGUGGCAUCAGCAACAACCAAUUGCACCCCCCCUUGCGGCUUUCUCACGAGCAGCAGCGUUGGCGGCGGCGGCUGAUGUGGGUUUGCAGGCGCCACCAGCCACCUCCGAGCGUCGAGCGCAGCCUGCUGUGCCGUCAGCGACGCCGCCAGGCGGUACCAGGCGCGUCCGUUCUGCAACGUCAGGAAGUCCUUCCCUUGCCAUGGAGCAGCACCCGCCGCGCACCGUAGCGGGUGAAGCAGUUGGCGGUGAUAACAACAUUGGCAAAGGUCUCCAACGCAGGUUGGGUGGCGCUUGGACGUUGCAUGGGGGUGGGGCUGGACACGACGGCGAAGCACCGCAGGGGCACCUGCAUGCUAGGGAAGGGGGUGCUGCCGCAGCCGAAGAGGUUGCGGGUUCAAAUCAAGGCCCUCUGCGCCCUACACAGCUCAGCCAGAGCCCUGCACCACCCUCGGCCGCCUCUGGCUCGGCAAAGCUUUCUCAGCUCAAGGCCCGGCGGCAACAGCAAUGGCAGUCUCAGCACAGCAUACGUGGCCACGCGUCCGAACAACUGCCGCCAACCACGCUAGGUAUGGCGGCGUCGCGGCAAUCCGACCACGCCGCAUCCGAGGCCCCUCCGCAGGAUCUGGACGCUUGCAGCCAUGACGGCCGCGGGCAGUCCGCGGGUCACCUAAGUCGCUACCACAGUGCCAGCUCAGCCUGGGCGGAGGCUCCUUUGGGACGGCCAGCGGGCGGCAACCCGGAUACCGUCCAGGCACCAGGCACCCACGGUCUGACCCCUCAUCAGGAUCUUCCUCCUCCUCCCAGUGCCGGUGCUGCGCCACUGCUACCAGGCGCCUUGGCUGAAGCCAUAGUGCGCGCGGCCCGCGCUGAUAGCGGUGGUGGGCAGCAGCUGGCCGCCAGUGGUGAGCUCAGCCUGGGGCACGGCAUCUCUGGCCUGUCGGUUGCUAUAGAGGCUGGGCAGGUAAAGUGGGCAUGGCAGACCAACAAGGCCCAUGCGGGGCAGGUAGAUGCCUCGAUGGCCAGCGAGGAGAGCCCCUGGGCCUCGCCCAUUGCUGACAGAGGUGCUGCAGGCCACCCGGAGGCGGGGCUCCCGCCACCGCAGUGGCAGCGGCGCGAGGAGGGCCCUGCGGCAGCGCAUUCAGGCGAGCAUGCGGAAUUCUCCGAGCCCGCUAUGUCCAGCGAGCCGAGGCGAGCGCAGCAGCCGGAGAGCUACGCUGCGCAACGCAGGCAUUCGGAGUACAGCAUGCCGUCUGGCCCGGGGCUCCCGCUGCCCGUCACUGCAGCAGGUGCCCAGCAGCAUAAGCAUGCGGCAAGCAUAGGGGGCUCGCUGACGCAGCAGCCGGAGCAGCAGGACCUGCGCGGCGCUGUCUCUGCUGAUGUUAAUGGCCAGGCGACCAGCAAGGCGGCAGCGCUGUUGCGGCUCAAGCGGCAGAGCAUCAUGCGGCACACCGCCCUCGCCGGAGGCGUUAAAGAGCCAGAUGGUCAAUCCACACCCCGGCCGAUGGAGCAGCAGCGGCCCGGGACCGCAACACAACAACGGCCCGGAACCGCAGCACUGCAACGGCCCGCGACGGCGACACAGCAACGGCCGGCAACCGCAACACAGCAGCGACCCGCGACUGCAACCCAACAGCGGCCUGGAACUGCAUCGCAGCAGCCACCAAAACUGUCGGUACCGGCCUUCGCCAUGCCCGUCACGCAGCAUGAGGAGGGCGCUCCUAGCCGGCGUACGCCCAGAGGUACAGGGCAGCAGCCUGACGAGGGCGAGGCGGAAGGCCACGACAUGGAUGGCCCGCAUGUGCAACCCAAGCCCUUCCUGCGGCGGCGUUCCGCAAAGAUACCGGCGCGCAAGGUGGACUGGUCGCACGUCAAGCCCCGAACAAACAGCAGGAAUCCCGACUACUACGAGCACCCCAGCCCAAGGGGCCAUGAAGUCCCAGCAAAGGCGCACGUAAGCCCACUGCCGUCCCCUCGUGGUGGCGUCGCAAAGCCGCCCCUAAGCGGCCGAGCAUGGAGGCCGGGCGGCAGACAGCCGCAGAGCCCCACCGACGAGGAAAAGGCCGCGGCUGCAAGGCGCCGCGUGAGCAACAUCCCCGCGGCUCCGGGCUACGCGGCUCCACACCAAGCGGCAACUGGGGCAACCGAGGGGACCCGAACUCGUAACGCGAGCGGUGCCGCGCGUGGACCAGGCGGCGGCAUGUCGCCAUUAGACGACCUUCUAGCGCACGUAAAUACCCUGCUGCGCGACUUUGACAAAAUCGUACUAUAGUGCAUUGUGAGCUGACUUGUGUGCAGAUCAUGCAAAACUAUUCUUUGAUGGAUCCUGUGACGCCAAAUGUGUACUUCAGCGCUGUACAGGAGUAGGUUCGCCGUAUCAUAUCUGGUGUCGUAAUUGCUAGCGUCGUACAGCCUCAAUGUCAAGGAUGUGCUGGCAAGGGUCUAGUGUUGUGCCGUUCAUAGAUGUGCUUCUUUUGGCACGGCAAGGUGUUCAUUAGGCUUGCAUGCGCCCUCCUGGCCUGGAUUGUGUGCUCUCCUGGCAGAGCUUAGUGUUGAGGUCGCCACCAUCCCCUGCUGUGCUGUGGGGUUAUACCACUCCCAGUACCCAAAAUUCGUUACAAAUAGCGGUAUUACUCCUGGCGCAAAUAAGCGCCUGUAUCGCAUGUCUUUAAACUUACACACGCGUACAACCACUAAUAAAUCCACUAAGGCACUCGCUUUCGUGCGCAGAA
Messenger RNA from Astrephomene gubernaculifera, 6372 nucleotides. NCBI's taxonomy places the organism in Eukaryota, Viridiplantae, Chlorophyta, Chlorophyceae, Chlamydomonadales, Astrephomenaceae. The record is from the annotation of a GenBank genome assembly.